CAGCGCGUUUGAUAGUAUCAACGAUGAAGCCGAUAUUUGUUGGGAACUUUGGGUAUGACACCCGGCAAUCUGAGCUGGAGCGGGCAUUCGCCAAAUAUGGGAGGGUCGAUAGGAUCGACAUGAAAUCUGGAAUUUCUACUAAGGAAAAUGAACCAAGCUCCUAUCUGGGCUCAUCACCAUCUGUGCAUAAAAAUUAAUUUGGAAGGAAACUUCCUGCUUGCCUGCUUAGCUUCAUCUAAAGAUAUCAUCAUCCUGAUUUUUCUUCAAUCAAUCAUUCGUCAUUCAUCUACCUCUUCACUUAAGUUGCAAUACACCAGAAUCGUCUUAAUGGAUUGAUCUUUAUCUCACGCCUCAUCAAUUAAGUCGCAAUUCACCAGAAUCGUCUUAAUGGAUGUUCUAUAUCUCAUGCCUUGCCUACCUAUCACCUCUGAUCAUAGGACAUCACUGAAUUCUGGUCAUGCCUCCCAUUUGAUAAUAGUGGCUGAAUGAAUCUGUCUUGCCAUGCCUUCCAUUUCUGAACUCGUGCUGUGUGAAAGGCGAAGCAUGGUUGAAAUUUUGGAUUAAAACCUUUAGUAUGCAACCAUCUUAUUUCAUCAUGCAACGUCUCUACAGCUAAAUGUGCAUCAGUCCUACCAUAUUUUCAGGUUUUGCUUUUGUUUACUUUGAAGAUGAGAGGGAUGCUGAUGAUGCUAUUCGUGGCCUUGAUAACAUGCCAUUUGGUCAUGAUAGACGCAGAUUGUCUGUGGAAUGGGCUAGGGGUGAACGGGGUCGUCAUCGUGAUGGAUCCAAGUCGAUGGCAAAUCAGAGGCCAACCAAAACCUUGUUUGUGAUCAAUUUCGACCCAAUUCAUACUAGAGUUCGUGAUAUUGAAAGACAUUUUGAACCUUAUGGGAAGGUCCUCAAUGUCCGCAUAAGAAGGAACUUUUCAUUUGUACAAUUUGAGACGCAGGAGGAGGCAACCAAAGCCCUUGAGUGUACACACAUGAGCAAAAUAUUAGACAGGGUUGUGUCAGUUGAGUAUGCUUUGAGGGAUGAUGGUGAGAGGGGUGACCCUUAUGAUGAUAGCCCCCGGAGAGCAGCAUAUGGGCGGCCUGGGGAUAGUCCUUACCGGAGGUCACCUAGUCCAUUGCGCCGUCGACCAAGUCCUGACUAUGGGCCUCGCAGCCCUGCUUAUGACAGGUAUAAUGGCCCUCGUGAACGACGCAAGAGUCCUGAUUAUGCUCGGAAUCGAAGCCCUGAAUAUGGUAGAUAUCGCAGUCGUUCACCCAUUCGGAGGUCAAGAACCUGAAGAAAAAAGCUAAUUUGGAUUUUCAGCUACAUUCUUAGGUGUAGGUAAUGGUGGAGUGUUUAGAUAUUAGUGACAAGUUCCUGUACUAUAAAACCAACCCCUAUAUUGACUACUUGAACAAUUGUUGGUAGUUUGGGGAUGAUGAUGAAACACGUUUCUCUGUUUUUGAAUUAGUAGUUGCUUUGGUGUUAACGUUUUACCAAGGCUGUCCUGUCUUAACGAUGUGUCAGUGGCCACGAGCCGGCGUCCUUUCAGUUAGUGUUAAUUCCUGGUUUACUUCUAUCUAGUACGUCUUGUCUAAACGAUUUGUGGCAAUGCAUGAGCUUUGUUGAAUUCCCUCA
This is a messenger RNA of Cucurbita pepo subsp. pepo (vegetable marrow), 1629 nucleotides long. The record is from RefSeq and is a predicted model, not a curated record. NCBI's taxonomy places the organism in Eukaryota, Viridiplantae, Streptophyta, Magnoliopsida, Cucurbitales, Cucurbitaceae.